Molecule: messenger RNA, 5409 nt
Organism: Mya arenaria
Lineage: Eukaryota; Metazoa; Mollusca; Bivalvia; Myida; Myidae
Exons: 13
Coding region: 402-2228 (608 amino acids)
Source: RefSeq, a predicted model, not a curated record
UAUUUCGUUUUCCUUGGUGUAUGACCUAAAUUGGAUUUACACACCUUGAAACAUUCAUUGAUAUACAUCUAAAUAUAUACCAUACAGUAUAUUCAAACGCUGUUUAAGUUUUGACAUUUAACAUUUAAAUUAUCAUUUGAUAUUAAAAUAUAGGUUGAAUAUUUGUGGUUUCAUUUUGUGUUGGAAUAAUACUUUGAAGCUCUUCACAAAGCCGUAUUGUGUUGAUACAAAAACUGCCCAUCCUUCAUGCGAACAAUUAAACCCGGAUGCACGAUGGCGCUAAUGGAACGCCAUACUCAUCAUAUUGCAAAAGAUAAAUCCAACCUUGUUGUAAGAAGCACACACUUAAGUCUUUGAGAUCACACAGACGCCAUUCGAGACGUCUUUUUGACAAGGGCGUCAUGUCGUUCGGUGUCACAAUGAAUAAGGCUAACGAUGAAAUAGUUAUAGACGAUUUAGAGUGGCCGACUUUCGGCAAUGGUGAGGCCGAAAUGAGCUAUUCACCGACUGAACACCGGGACAGUAUAUUUACAGACUUUACCCCAGCCACAGAAAAGCAUAAUAUCAAGAAUAAAAAGAGAAAACCAAAGAAAAAGAGUAAAACCUUGCGUCUUAUAUCGGAAUCAGACGUAAACAGGAACAAAUCGUCUUGUUUCCGUGACCGAAAGCGAUGUGUCGUCAUAUCCGUUCUAGUCACCUGUAUAGUCAUCAUAGUUUCAAUUUCCAUAGGCUUAGGCGUAUAUUUUGGCGUUGUGAAGCCGUCUUCAAAUGAAGGACCACAUACAGAUAAAGCAGUUCAAGUUUCAACACACUCGCCGUCCACUGAAUCUCCAGCCGUGUUGACGUCACGACCACCAAUCAUUAUUGUCCCAAUAACCUCACCCCCUCGGCCACCAACCACCACCCGAGCAAAAACUUCUCCUAGCCCCGCCAAAACUACAACAACCACAUCAACCACCACCACCACCACCACCACUACCACCACCACAACUUCAACGACAACCGCAACUACGACGACGACAACGACCCCGUUGCCGACGAAGCCACCGGUGAUACCGUUCACCGGAAGUGAUGAGGAGGUUGAGGUGGUAACACAGCGGGCGGUCGACUGCCGGUCGCCGAUGGUCACCGCGGAUAUGUGCACAUUGUACUUAGACACGCUUCGCUGCACGUAUCUGGAAAACAUACGUCAGGAGCUGCACGUGCCGGUGCAUGUGCUCGGGGAGGUGGUUGACGCGCAUGCGCGGGACGUGUUUCCAUGGGACACAAUAGACGCAUCCAGCUGCAGAGAAAAAGACGGUAGCUUGAACCUACGCAACAUCAGUGUGUUGCCAACCACAAUGGAUGAAGUAUGCACAAGUGGGGAUGCGAUCUUGGAAACCGGUUCCAGAAAGUGCAAGAUUGUGUACUACCCCGAAAGGCUUAAACGUCUUACAGAGGAGAACAAUUGCAUGAUACGUUGGGGUGUUCUUGGUUGUGUGGCGGACCUGCUGCUCUGCGAGCUGGCUGAAGUGGAGGCGACAGCUGCCAUGUACAGUGACGUCAUCAAUCCCAAGCUCCACCUCACUGCAGACCACACCAAAUGUCAAGCCCUGUGGAAGGAGCGACAGGAGACAUCACCGUGCGCAGCGGCGCUCGACCGGAAGUUGUUCUCCAUCAGCAACCAGUGCUCGGUGGUCCUCGAGUCUCCCGGCACCCUUGCCAAUUUAACCGGAAAUAAGUGCACCAUGUUUGAAGUGUUUUACCAGUGCAGCUAUAACUAUAUACCAUCAAGUUUGCGGUAUACUGAGUGUGAACGUCAACACACGGAAUUACGUAAAGUAGCGUACAAUAACGUCGCGAACGUGGCGAGCAACGUCAACAACGUCCCCUUACUGUCAGACUUCACAGACUGCGUGGGUAAGGAAUCGGCCGGUGUGACUCCUGGUGACGUUUGUAACAGCCCCGAUAAGCUGCUGGCUAUCGUGGACACGCGCUGCUACCGGAAGUUCCGUCUCCUUACUGAUUCCAACGUCUGUCAAAUUCUCAGUGAGUUUGUAUACGAGUGCAGUCCGUUGGUUCUCGGCCAGCUAGGAAUUACAUGCGCAGACGACAGUGUUAUGCACGCACUGACAACGCUCUCUGACGUCAUCAAACAAGCAUACUACUUGGAUGUUGGAAAGUUGCAAGCAGAGAACGAAGGGAAAUGUAUAGAUAAAUCACGAUUGCAGCAGGCAGGAACGUUGUGAACGGAUGACAUACUGUGACUUGCUAGAAGCAUGAAGCAUUUACAUUUGCUCAAAAAUAGUGCCCAUCUACUCCAUGUAUCGACGUGUUCAUACUAUAACUACAUUCAAACCCCGUUGGCUCGAACUCCCAGGGAUCGGCGAUAAUACUUCGAGCCUCGGAAAAAUCGUGCCAAGCGGGAAUGCUUACAUUUAGUAUAAAGAAAUCGGUCCUUUACAUAAAGUUCGAGCCAACAAGGAAUUCGAGCCAAGCGAGUUCGAGCCAACGGUGUUCGACUGUAUUGAGAUGUACCUCUGUGACACUGUUGGAAGUGUAUCAGCAUUAGACCAUAUCAAUGUUAUUUAUCCUUGUCGUAAUGUCCUAUAUAUAGCAUGUUAUAAGAAAUAGUUACCGCAAACACUGCUCGUGUUAUUCAAAUGAUACACGAGCGCGAAGCGGGAAGGUGAACUCUUAAUCACGAGGGUUGUUGAUGGAGUUGUAAUUAUUUUGUUCCAUAUGUUUAUGGACAGCAUUUAGUAAGUAGUGUGCGUAUAAGUGAAUAGCGUUGGGGUUUUCCGCACGUUAGUUAUUGCACGGUUAAGCUCCGCCUACUUGGUUACCGUUCCGAUAAGGGGGAUUAUGUAUAAAUAUUUAACUAUAAAACACCACCCAAUUAACUUAUUAUAGGCAUUGGUUAUUCGUAAUUUACGAUUCGUUAUAAGCAUGGUGUAGCAUUUAGCUUAAACGAAACGCAUGAGUAUUUAAAUGUAUGAAGUGUACGUCCAGGCGGUUCGUACAUAAGCGUUAAAGAUGUCCGAAUUUUACUCGUGGCAAUCGGUCAUGGGCUCAAACACUUCAUUUUCAUAUCCUCCCGAAAUAGUCACCAUUUGUUUCAUCCAACACAGGACACGGACUAGAUGGUGAUUGUUAUUCUCUCGUGUUAUUGUGAGGAUCUUACUCCACCAUGCUUAACAAAUACUUCUUUAAUUGACGUAUAAACACAUUAUACUGACCUGCAUUUGUGUAUUUACAUAUUCCAUACCGCCCUCUUUAAGUGCCGAGUUCUCUUUAGAAAGCCGCGUAGCAAAAGGAGGGAGUUUAAUUCUCACAGUGUGCCUGUAUCGGUAUAUAAUAAUUAAUUGUCUCCGUCUCUCUAUAUGGAAUACUCAUUAAGUGCUAUAAAGUUAAAACUUUUUUAAAAACCGUUUGGCCUAAAAUAAUAUGUUUGUUUCCGGUUUCAAUCCCCCAAAAAGGAUUAUUAUAUAAGUCGGAAAAUCUUUUCUUUUUUGAACAUUUUUUUAUAAGCCAUUUUUUUUCGGGAUGUUUUUCUGUUACCAAAACUAAAGAUAUAGAUGCGAUAGAUCAUUCAGUAUUGGCAUCGCUGGUAUUAUUAAACCCCGAAAAUACUUCAUUAUUAAAUUGUAAUUGAUUAAAAUCAACCAAAUGAAAAAAAGACUUCUCAUUGACAAACUAAUAAAAACGUCCAGGGUCGGGGCAAAAAUAGGGUAGGUCGGGAAACCGGAAACAAACAUAUUAUUUCUUUACGCCUUAGUUGUAUACUGACUGUAUACUAUAUAAUAAUAUUGUUCAUAGUAUCGUUGCAUUUGUAAUAUAUUUAUGUCUAGAAUGUUUAAAUUAUGCUUCAUACUUAAACGGAUUCGAAUGUGUGUUUUUCGUAUACAUGUUCUCAUAAUAACCAUUCUUGCAAAUUGUCUUACCGAAUUGUAUUUUUGAAAAUGUACAUAUUUAAACCAUAUGAAACUCAUGUAAGCUUGUAGCUAAAUACAAGUUGUCUUCUUUUAAAGUUUGCAUGCCGUACUGUUUACCGUGUCGACACAACAAUAUGUUCGUUGUACACUAAGAUUUACAGGGGCACACUAUAGGUUGGUGCACUUUUUCAGUUUUAAUGUAUUAUAUUGUUUAUCUCCUUUAACUUUAAUGAUUAAAAUAAAACAAAGUGUGUGAUAAGUGUACAAAUAUCAAAAUAUUAGCGAUAUUUUGGCGUUUCAUUGUCUAGUGACCACGUAGCUAUUAAUUGUUAUUUUUUUUUUAAAGACUUGUACUUUUAAUCUGUACACAACUCGUAUGUUGUUGUUUUGAUUGUUUAGGUUAAAUGAGUUAUAGAUGCAGUCUCACAAAUUGACCGAUUCGACUUUUUUGUGUCUCAGAAUCAGCUGAUUUGGGCAGCAAUCCAUUCAAUUCAGUCAUAUAAGAUAACUUACAAUAAAACAUAUCACAUUGUUUGGUAAAUGCUAAAUAUUUCAUUUUUUCUUAAACGUUAGCAAAGCUAAAAGCCAUAAAACAUUAGGUUUCGAUGGUAAAUAUGAAAACUGCUAUCUGAUCUUUUGUGAGCAGUCUUAUAUCACUGGUUUCCUGACCUUUACGCAAUUAUUGGCUCAUUCCAAGAAUAUUAUAUCAGAACGGUCAGUCUGUGAGAGUGCAAAACGGUAGAUCUGUGAAACUGCAGCUUUAAACAUAUUAAAUGCAUAAAAAUUAAAAAAAAAAUUGUUUUGCGCCACUGAUUGAUUAAACAAGAGAAAUUCAACAAAGUAACUUUAUUGACAAAGCUUAAAUAACAGCGAGAAAUUAUAUCAGGUUACGUAUCAUCAGAUAAUUGCAUAGGUUACAUUCAACUAAACAUAUUACUGGUGUUGCAUCAACCUAUAAUGUGCCCCUUUAAGUGUUGAAUGGAAUGCUCAUACAAGUCUAUAAACCUACAAACCAUGUAACAUAUAUUUCUAAUUGAAUACAAAAAACUGAGUAUGCCAAAAUGUACCUGUUCUGAAAUGACCCCAGCAACAGCAAUUGCAGAUAACAUAAUUCUGGAAAUUGUUAUAAGCUUUGAGGUAGAACCUCUCUGUAUUACAUAUUAAUUUAUGUCUCAAAACAUUCAGGUAAACAUCAUGCAUCGAAAAACUUAACGUUAUUUUAGUCAAAUUUCGUGUUAAGAGUUUCUUUGUUCUGCUAGUACAUUUCUCUUAUUGUAUUGUAUUGUAUUGUUAUACAUUGUAUUAUGACUCUCGUAUUUUAUAUUAUUUUCUAUAUACAGAUUUACAAUUAUUUACAGUAUUUUUAUUGUUAUAAAUAAAUUAUUGUAAAUUAAAUACUAUCUAUUCCCUCAUUAAACAUGAGGCUGAAAUAAACAUCAUUGAUGAUUUAUUACGCAUAAAAGAUUCGUCAACAUGUAUGGAUUUUAAUAAAAAA